Anneissia japonica is the source of this 3909-nucleotide messenger RNA. RefSeq lists its product as uncharacterized. Lineage: Eukaryota; Metazoa; Echinodermata; Crinoidea; Comatulida; Comatulidae. Gene Ontology annotation, molecular function: ADP binding; protein binding. Gene Ontology annotation, biological process: regulation of apoptotic process. The record is from RefSeq and is a predicted model, not a curated record.
ACGAAGGUGAACAUGGAGAGUCAAAUCGAUCCACGCUCUAUCAGUCGCUUUCGGUGGCUUAUAGUAUGCUUGGCCAACGAGAUCACUAAUUCUGAGUUGAAGAAAGCGAAGUUUCUGGUGAAAGACAGACUUGGUGCUAGAAACUUCGAGAAAAUCAAGGACACUUUUGAUUUCUUCGAUAAGCUACAGGAAGGAAAUCAUUUCCACGAAGGUGAUACCCUUUUACUGAGGCAUAUCCUCUCGAAGAUAGGACGAAAUGACUUGAUCGAGGAGCUUAACAGAUACAAUUCAGAGUAUGCCGUUGUUGCUAGACAUUGUCACAGGCAUCCUGCGGCUUCUGAAGGCCCAUUCAUUGGUAGGAAUGACCGACUGGACGAGCUGUUUUUUCUCCUGAAAGAAAAACGAAAGGAUGAAGUGGCAACUAUCUGCAUCAGUGGACUUCCUGGUAUGGGCAAAACCAGAUUAGCAAAAGAGGCAUGCUAUCGCCAGAUAGAGUACCACGAGUUGCUGUUUGUUGACCUACGAGAAUUGUCUACAUUAGAGAGUAUCUUUAAUGCAGUAAUGCACGCAUUGGGCGAAGAUACAUCUUUGAAUGUUGACAUAGAUGUUGUGAUUUGGAGGUUGAAAUUGUAUAGGCCCAAGAAAGCAGGUGGCGCUGUACUUUUGUUUGACAAUGCCGAUCGCCCUCUAAGAACCCCAGAAAAAGGCGUAAACGAUGAUGUGUACAACACUUUUGUUGAACUAAUUGAAAGAAUCAUUGAUUGUGGCAACGACUGCCUGAAGGUGUUAAUCACAACCAGAAUGGGAUUGCCACAAGAUCUAUGCACCCACUAUGAUAAUUGUGUCUUUCAAAUUCCAAUCAGGGCAGAUGAGCUGAAAGAUAGUGAUGCAAUAGAUAUCCUCCAAUACUCUGCUGGCAAGACUGAAAUAUCAGGUGAAGAUGCAAAGCGACUCAUUCACUUAUGUGGAAAGUGCCCCUUAGCCUUGAAAGUCACAGGUAGUCGUCUGCAGGACCGCUCUAUACCUCCUAAAAAAUUGAUCGAGUAUUUAGAUAACAAAUCCGACAACGUUUUUAGUCUUGAAUUAUAUGGUGGCAUAAACCUGGGAGCAUGUUUGAAGAACACGUUUGACAGCCUGCCUGACAAACAGAAGUUCCAUAUGGUUCGACUGUCCGCAAUUCCCGGUACAUUCACCAGUCGUGCAGCUCUAGCAGUUUUGGGAAUGAAGCAAGUUCCUGAAGUGGAAGUCAACCUUCAGCUUCAAGACUUAAAAUACAGGAAUCUAAUUGAAACGUUAAUUGACGACGACGAAGACGUCAACAAGUCAGAUAUACGCUAUGGGCUUCAUCUACUUAUGCGACAGUUCUUACAAAAGAUAGCCAGGAGUAACAAGUCCAUAACAAUCCAUUACAGACAAGGAGAAGAGGAGUUUGUUAACUAUUAUUUAAAAAAGCUGAAAAAAAUUGGAAAAAUGACAGAGAAAAAUUACAAAAAAGCUAUAAAAAAGAAGAAUGAUGAUGCUGCCAACUUUCAAGAGCUUCUAAGGCUACUACCAAAACAGAAGAGAGAUGUUGAAACUGACGAAUGGAGAAAGUUAGCUAGUACAAUUGAACUAUUUUAUUCUACAAAAGAAAGACUGAAGUUUUUCAAAGCCCAGCGACAGCUUGCAGAACAGAACCAGAGCACACUUGAGUUUGUUGAAAUGUCAGCAUAUGAAGGGUUGCAGAUGUCCAGAAUUAAUUAUCACUAUGAAGAAAUUCUACCACUGCUUCAAAAUGCUGAACAAGUGUUGCUGAAAGCUACAAACACAAAACCAAUACAUACUGAUAAAAGAUCCUUAAGCAGUACAUUAUUUAAAAAGAAAGCUGAAAAUUAUUUUGCCAAAAAGCACAUCCAAAACUUGAAUGCUGGUGAAAAAGAAAAACUUUUUUUACUUUAUCAUCUUUGGGGAAAUGUUUGUACAACAUGCGGAUAUGAUUUAGACAAUGCCAAUGAGCGCAUUCAAAUCGCAUAUGCUCUUGUAAAAGAACUAAAUCUGAAGAACACCAAUACUGCUAGAUUCUACAGCACAAUGGCAGAUGUGAUAAAGGAAAAUGCAAGGCUUCAGAAAGGCAAUGAUCUCUUUGAGAAAAGCAAACUGAAGGAAGCCAUGGAUUUUUACAACAUGGCAUACAAUCUAAGAAAAGACCUAACCGGAUCAGAAAAUCACCCAGAUAUUCCAGUGUACUUAGCAAACAUUGGGGCUUGUUACUAUCAUUUAGAAGAGAUUGAAAAAGCUAUUGAGUAUUACAAAAGGUCCUUGCAGGUGGAAGAUGAAAUGGUGCUUGAAAAUGAGGAAGGGCGACUGAAGACGCUCAGAAGCCUUGCACUUGCAUACCGGGAUGUCGGCAGAUAUGAAGAUGCCAUUGAUUUGGGAAAGAAAUGUGUCACAAGCCGUGUCGAGUUGCUAGGCGACCACACAGACACAGCACGAGCAUACUAUCUUCUGGGAUUGUUCUACCUGGAGCGUAACGAACGAGGAGACCUAAAGGUAGCUGAACAAAAAUUUGAGGGGGCGCUGAAGGUUGAGGAGCGUCUGUGGAAGCUGGGAAAACCACACUCCGUAGACUGGGAGAAUCUCAAACGAAAGAUACAGAUUGUACUCAUUAAAACCAGCCAAAAAAUGAAAUACCCAGCUUAUAAAAGACGCUUUGAUAGGGCAGAUAGGAAGUCUUCACAGGGACCACUAGAGACGAAUGUAACUGAUGCCGAUGCAGAGGCCAUAUAUGAUUCAUCAGAUGAAUCAGUUGAUGAAAAUGUAUCGAUGCAGAUUACAGAGGAGCCUACAGAAAAAUUGAUCGCUAGAAAGCGACAUAGUAGUGAUUCAUGUAGCUCCGAGGACGAUUACGCACAGUCCAUGGUCUCUCAGGACAGUGGCAUAUCAAGCAUGGCAAGCGCCAAAGGACAGGGUGACCAAAAAAAGAAAUUGAAAUACUAGAUGAAACAUUCCAGCAAUAGACGAGUAUAUGCCAAUCAACUAUCCUUGUCCUCUUCAUCAUCAUUAACAUUUCAAAAAAAUGUUAAUUCUUCUCAGCAUUGUCAUCGUCGCUGUGGCUGCUGCUGUCAUCAAUCAAGCUGUGCAAUUGUUGCCAUUAGUGAUAUAUUUAAAAAAAAGCAAAUUAAAAUGUACAGUAAAUCAGUCAAUAAUGUGAUAUAACCAUCGUCAUCAGCUUAAACAAUAACAUCAUCUUCAUCAUCAUCAUUGUUAUGAUGAUCAUCAUCAUCCUGACCAUCCUUAUCAAAUUAUGCUGCAAUUGUCAUACAUCUGAGAAACCACCCAUUUAAAAUUUUGCUCCUUUUUUGAACUAUUUUCUCUAUGGUUAUAUUGACUUCUGUCUCAUUCAAUAUUUAUUGUAUUGUGUGUAGUAGCUGUUUAGUGGUUUAAAAGCGCCUUGAGAUGGUUAAAAGGCAAUAUUAAAUACAAGGUGUUUUUUUUUUUUACUUAAUUAUUUCUAUAAAAACGAAAAUUUAGUUUUAAAUGUAUGAAUAUGAAUUUGCUGAGAAAUUUUAAUAAUUAUUAUGUUAAUUGUAUUCGUUUUUGGUGUCUACUGCCCUUUGGGGUGCAAUGUAGAUAUAUUGCUAUCGUCUUGCAAUUGACCCUGUUAGAGUAAAUCUGCUAAGAGUAAAUCUGGUGGUAGAAUGAUAGGAUGGGUCUUGAGCUAAAGAUAAAAAUGAAAAGCAAAUUUACAAAAUAUUAUGCUGUGCUAGAUAAGACCUAUGCUAGAUAAGACAUGUCCUAGUUACAGUAAGUUAUCAAUUGAAUUGCCAACGCAGAAAGCUGCUAGAUCAAUCUGCUAUAUUUGUACAGUUAGUUAUUCAAGUCAAUUGACAACACAGAAAUCUUGGAUGAGUUGAAAGUAGCCAAAAAAAA